AUGGCUGCCAGUGGAGAGGUUGGGAAGCUGUUACAAGUACAAAAUGGGACACCUCCGAGCACCAACUACAACGGGGUAGAUGCUGUCCAUGCCUGUAACAUCCUUCAGCAGCUCAAAGCCUUGUAUGAUGAAGCACAGCUCACAGAUAUCGUUGUAGAAGUGGACCAUGGCAAGACGUUUUCAUGCCAUCGAAAUGUUCUUGCAGCAAUCAGCCCAUACUUUAGGUCCAUGUUCACCAGUGGCCUUACAGAAAGCAGCCAGCGUGAAGUCCGAAUUGUUGGUGUAGAUUCUGAAUCCAUGCACCUCGUACUAGACUAUGCCUACACUUCCAGGGUCACACUUUCUGAGUCCAAUGUGCAGGCCCUGUUCACUGCAGCCAGCAUUUUCCAGAUCCCUGCCCUGCAGGAUCAGUGUGCCCAGUUCAUGAUCAGCAGACUUGACCCUCAGAACUGUAUUGGGGUCUACAUGUUUGCUGAUGCCUAUGGACACCAGGAGCUGAGGGAACGCUCACAGGACUACAUCCGCAAGAAGUUCUUAUGUGUGUCACGAGAACAGGAGUUCCUCCAGAUGACCAAGGAGCAACUGGUCAGCAUUUUGAACAAUGAUGACCUGAACGUGGAGAAAGAAGAGCAUGUCUAUGAUAGCAUCGUCCGCUGGCUGGAACAUGAUCUGUCUAGCCGUGAAGCCCACUUAGCGGAAGUCUUUUCCAAAUGCAUCCGUCUGCCGUUGCUCGAUGAGGCCUUUCUCAGUCGGAUACCUGCCCCUUUCGCUUGUGCCCUGUCCCUUUCUAAGGACCCCGCUGAGGCAAAAGCCCGCCUUACUGGCACCAAUGGUUGCCCACAGCGCCUGGGAAUGACUGCUUCUGAGAUGGUCAUCUGCUUUGACGCCGCUCACAAACACUCAGGGAAGAAGCAGACGGUGCCUUGCCUGGACACGGUUACAGGGAGGGUGUUCAAGCUCUGCAAACCACCAAACGAUCUCAGAGAGGUUGGUAUCCUGGUGUCCUCAGAAAAUGACAUCUACAUCGCUGGAGGUUACAGACCAAGCAACAGUGAGGUUUCCAUAGACCAUCGAGCAGAGAGUGACUUCUGGCAGUACGAACAUGCGGGCAACAGAUGGCUUCCACGUGCACCUCUGCUGAGAGCAAGGAUCGGCUGUAGACUUGUGCACUGCUGUGGUAAACUCUAUGCACUGGGAGGCCGUGUAUAUGAAGGUGAUGGACGGAAUGCAUUAAAAUCAGUGGAGUGCUACGAUGCUAGGGACAACUGCUGGACAGCAGUCAGUCCGAUGCCAGUGGCCAUGGAGUUUCAUAGUGCUAUUGAGUACAAAGACCGCAUUUAUGUCCUCCAAGGCGAAUACUUCUUCUGCUUUGAUCCUCGAAAAGACUAUUGGAGUCAUCUCGCCCCAAUGAGCGUCCCUCGGAGUCAGGGUCUGGCUGCCUUGUAUAAAAACUGCAUCUACUACAUUGCCGGCAUCUGCAGGAACCACCAGCGUACCUUUACUGUGGAGGUCUAUGACAUUGAGAAGAACACGUGGAGUCGCAAGAGAGAUCUGCCCUUUGACCAAGCCACUAGCCCAUACAUUAAGGCAAUGCUGCUGCAAGGCAAGCUACACCUUUUUGUACGAGCGACACAGGUCAUGGUGGAGGAGCAUGUAUUUCGCACCAGCCGUAAGAACUCCCUUUACCAGUACGACGAUGAGGCAGAUAUAUGGACCAAAAUCUACGAAACCCCAGACCGCCUCUGGGAUUUGGGUCGCCAUUUUGAAUGUGUGGUGGCCAAACUUUACCCACAAUGUCUACAGAAAGUGCUUUGAGGUAGCGUGUUCUGCGAACCCAAUCUAUGAGGCAGAGGGAGUUGAGUGGUCCUGCCUGCCCCUGUGCCUGGUGUUACCUUGGGUUUGCACCACAAGGACCAUUUUUUUUGUUCAGUCUUAAGUUGUUCAGUUUUUGGUUUAAUAUGAUCAAAACGGGGGUGCUUUUAAAGAUUGCAGUAUUUUAUUUUUUUUGUCAACAGCACCAACUACCCACACUGAUGCUUCUAUAACAAAACCAUACAAUGAAUCAUAAGUGCAAUUAUACUAUUUUUUUGCUUGUUGUUGAGCCAUGUUCUAUUUUUGUUUUAGAUACAUAUAUAGGUAAGGAUUUUUACAAACGAUAAGCAUGCGAAUUAGGAUGUAGGUGAGUUAAAAGUGCCCCCUGGAGAUGUGGAUGCUACAUGAAAGCAUAAGUGAAAAUCUAUAUAAUAUAAAUAACUAUAUAAACUAUAUAUUCAUACGGGUAAGAUGAGUACCGUAGCUCAUUAGUUGGUUGCUGGCUCUGAGGUUUGUGUGUAUUUUUUUUUUUUUUUCUCUUUUUUGUGCUCAAGUCUUUCUGCAGCCUAUUUUUUAGAUGAUUUUUAAUUUGAAGUGUGCUUGUCAUUUACAUUACCUUAGUGUUUUGAUGCUUGAAGCUUACAUGAUAUUUUUAUGGUCCUCUCUUCCUUCACAAACGUCAGCGUGUCAAACAAUACACUUGUGUGUGGCUUCCAAACUAUUUUUUAAGUUUAGUUUGAGGUUUUAGUCGCACGGGGGCUCAUACCUCUCAGUCUUUAAGUUGACAUCCAUUUUGUACCACAUGCAAAGACAACUUAAGUGAAACGUUAGGAUACUCGCUCUCCACAUUGGAGAAAUAAGGAUGGAGUCAAAUUUGUGGCAACACUAAGUGGACAGUACAGACCAACUAACAGGUUUACCUCAGAAACCUCAGAGAUAUUUGACUAGGAGAAAAGGGACAUUUCAGGCUAUCGUGUUGAUGAAGCAACCGUGUGAGGUUGUUUUUUAAUGUUAGAUUAUUAUAAUGAUUUAAAAAAGGUUGAAUGAGCCUUCCUCUCAAAUGCCAAAACAAGCAUUAGGGGUUUUCUUGUUAUAAUUGAUCUGGACAAAAAUUUUGUGGUAGCAAUAAUUAAUGGAACUGUGAUUAGGCGUUCUUGCAUUAUAUUACCUUAGUAAAAGUGCAUUAAUUGUUUUGUGUGCUCGUCUCUGCUAGUGAAAAUCACAUAGGUUCCUAUAGUGUUUAUUUGGCUGUUGCAUGGGUGCAGGCUGGAAGUGAUGCGUAAUUUAGUGCAGACCAUUUGGGAUGCCAGUGUGCCUGUGGCUGGAAAAGGGGCAUCAGAAUCAAUAGCUGUUUCUCCUGAUGAAGAAAAGUCUUACUCAGCGUUGCACUGAAUCACUCUCCACUUCAACGGUCCUUAACUGCAAACUUUACGAAGCACCCUCCUGUCAAAGCAGACUAUACACACGUGAGGGUGACCCAGGUUGUGUGCGAAUUCAUCCAACGGCCAUGAAUCCGUCUUUUUCACGCCAUUACACAGAGGACACAAACUGUUGGUGCUGCUUUUUUUUUUUCAAUUUUUUUUUUUUUUUUGACAAUCUUGUAUAGAAGUAAUCCCACCACCGAGUGGCGUUCCUUGUCAAGAGUGUGACAUUUUUCAGUGCCGUCUAUUUCCUCAUGCAAGUUCCUGUGUCAUCUUUGCACUACACAUUUCCCUCGUAUUUUAUCUCAAUGAAGAGUGCCCCUCUAUCACGGAAAGGUUUUAGUAACCAUAUAGCAAUCAUUUAAGGGAUUUACAUGGAAAUACAUACCAGAAGAGUCACAUUCAGUAAAGACUUGAGGACAGAAUAUAACUUCUCCAAGAGAAGAUCCACCAAUGACUGACUUUGAGAUAUUUUUUAAUUGACCUGGCUUGAACGGUGCCCUCGAAACAACCCUCAUUAAGGGUGAGAGAAGGUUUGAGCUUCAUCCACAUGUCUACAGACGGCCAUUGGAGAACCAGGAACAGAGAACUCUCAGGAUUUCUACUGAUACACAGUACUGUAUUUAAAUGUUUUGUUAUGUGUAAUAUACUGUACUAUAGGUUUGCUGUACUUGCACAGUUUUAUAAACUUAUCUUCAGUUUCUUUUAUAACUUGAAAAAUAGAUGUGAUUUCUUUAUGUUGUCUUCAGUGGCUGUUUUUUUUUUUGUUUUUUUGUUUUUUUUUUUUAAAUGUAAUUACCUAUUUAGUUAUGGUAGAGGAAUCCUGCUCUGUUGAGAAACAAUGAUAACACACAGGAGUGAUACAUUUUGAUUUUUGUUUUCCCUCAGUAGUGUAGUAGUAUGCCUUUUAUUUAACAUCUCACUAAAACUAAGCAUUACAGAUGAAGUAACUACAUUGUUACGGCAACUUUCAAACACCAGUCACAUAAUGCAACAAGCUAAGAAAACGCUUUCCGUGUUCAAGAAUUGGUAGCCUCGGGCUGCAGUACAUAGCUAAUUUCCGGUCAUCUGUUUGCAUCGUUUAAGGGUGCUAUUCCAUUGUGUUGUUCAUGCAUUUCUUUCCUCACUUUUACUUUGCUGGUUUGUCUGUUUGGGGUUUGGGGUUAUAGUGGUGGUUGAGCUCAACUGUGAAAUUCACAUUGCACAUAAUUUCAAAAUAAAACUAUUGAAAGUGA
This is a messenger RNA of Sphaeramia orbicularis (orbiculate cardinalfish), 4468 nucleotides long. RefSeq names its product kelch repeat and BTB (POZ) domain containing 8 (gene kbtbd8). Lineage: Eukaryota; Metazoa; Chordata; Actinopteri; Kurtiformes; Apogonidae. The coding region runs from base 1 to 1815 and encodes 604 amino acids. Gene Ontology annotation, molecular function: protein binding. The transcript has 5 exons. The record is from RefSeq and is a predicted model, not a curated record.